Messenger RNA from Cooperia oncophora, 357 nucleotides. The record is from the annotation of a GenBank genome assembly. Lineage: Eukaryota; Metazoa; Nematoda; Chromadorea; Rhabditida; Trichostrongylidae.
AUGGUGCCCGCACAAAGUCGAACUGCAGUCACCGCAGUGCCCCUUCCCCCAAGGUUGUUAUCGCCUUUUUUAUUAUGUGCACUAUGUUUAAGGCAGUUGUUAUCAUGUGCGGAUUUGACCAUGGCAUACGGGCGUCGAUACGGUCUUGUAGGUCGUAACGGUAUAGGAAAGACAACGCUCUUGAAGAUGAUCUCAAGCGGGCAAUUGCGGAUACCAUCAGGAAUCAGUUUGCUUGCCGUAGAGCAGGAAGUUGAAGGUGAUGAUACCAGAGUACUGGAUGCUGUGCUGGCUUCCGAUUCACGACGGCAAGCGAUGAUCGACAAGGAACAUGUCUUGCAAGCAAGACUGAACAAGUAA